GCGGUAAACCGAAUGAUAUAAUGUAUUAUUUUUGGAAGGUUUAAUUAUGUAGGUAGGAUAGUGAAAAGAGUAAACAGAGCACUUGCACCGCACUAUCAGUGAACCACUAAUGAGCUAAUCAUAAAUGCCAUAAACAUAGAAAUCACUGGAAAAGCGAUACAUCCAGGUAAGUGCGCAGUUUCGGAAGAAUGGAGUUUCUGCUCGGUGGCGUCGCUGCAGUGAUUUCGAACGUAGUAUGCAACCCGCUGGACGUGGUGAAGAUCCGGAUGCAGCUGCAGGGCGAGCUGCUGGCAAGGGGCGAGUACACGGUGCACUACAAGAACGUGUUCCACGCCUUUUAUGCGAUCGGCAAGGCGGACGGCGUGCUCGCCCUGCAGAGGGGCCUCGUCUCCUCGUCGGCGCACCAGUUCAUCCUCAACGCCAUCCGACUCGGUGCCUUCCACUUUGCUGAAGACCGUGGCUGGACCACGGACGAGACUGGAAACCAUACCUCUUUGCCGAAAAGUGCCCUCAUUUCCUCGGUGGCGGGAGGCAUCGGUGCCAUUGCAGGCAGUCCCUUUUAUUUGGUAAAAACGCAGAUGCAGUCGUACUCGAAUAGUGAGAUCGCAGUCGGACACCAGACCAAGCACCUCGGCACAUUUUCCGCUUUCAAGCAGAUUUACGGGGAGCACGGCUUAAAGGGUCUGUGGCGCGGCACAAACAGCGCCGUGCCAAGGAUGGCCGUCGCUUCAGCAGCUCAACUCACUUCCUACGACAUUUUCAAAAGGCAGUUGAACGAAUCAAAGAUGUUGAGUAAUGAUCACAGCAUCAACUCGUUUGUGGCCAGCGUGCUGAGUAGCUUUGUGACCCUGAUUGUCAAAACGCCUUUCGACGUCGUAUCCACGAGGAUCUACAACCAAGGAGUAGACGCCCAGGGAAAAGGACUGCUGUACUCAGGGGUGGUCGACUGCUUUGUCAAGAUUGUCAAGAAAGAGGGAUUUUUCGGCCUGUACAAGGGCGCUGGCGCAGCCUAUUUGAGAUUGGGCCCACACAUAAUAAUAAGCCUUGUUGUCUGGGAUUGGCUUAGACUUUUGUACGACACUGGAAAAUAAUCGUUCAAAUAUUUUGUGAAUAACGACUGUGAUAAAUGUACGGCUUCGAGAAAUGAUUUCAAAUUAAAACUGGCAAUCUAGGAAAAUUACGUUUUUUAUUUUAAGUACAGAAUAUAAAUUAUUUUUAUACAUUUUUUUCUAACAAUUUACACGAUUCCUAUUAAUUAGUACAACGACGUCAGAGCUUACGAACAAGGCUUUGUAACUCUUGCUUUUGCGCACCAAGUGGCCCAUUGAUGGUCACUUGGUGCGAAACAUAAUUCAUUUGAAAAAGAUCUAUCACUAGAAACUGCGGCAAGGCUGGGGUACUUGGCAUUAAAAACUCGUUUGAUUCAAAAUCAUUGCGCUCGUCGUGCCGUGACCAGCGUAUUGUUCAUAAGAAAAUAAUUCAUCUGUCUGUUCUGAGGUUAGUUCAGCAGUAUUGUCCAACGUUUCUAUUCAAUGCCGUGAUGAGUGUAACAAAAUAAGUUCUGGAUGAUUUUGACCCAAUGGCAGCUGAAUAAAUGCUCGAACCGCACGCCCUCCGGAAUGUUAGGCAGCAAGAAUUAAAUUAGAACUAAAAGCUUAAAUUCUGGGCAAUAAUUAUAAUAAUUUACGGAUGUAACGAUAUCACAGCGCUGGAGUCGGGGGCCCAGCAAAGUCUUCUGCAACUAAUAAUAACCAUUUGGGGACUUCGAGAUGCAGCUCAGGCGAUCACUUCUGGUAAUUGACUCCCGGGUUUCAAAGUCUUUUGUCUAGAUUCGUUUGAUCUGAAACACGAAA
Cloeon dipterum is the source of this 1853-nucleotide messenger RNA. RefSeq names its product solute carrier family 25 member 35-like. The record is from RefSeq and is a predicted model, not a curated record. NCBI's taxonomy places the organism in Eukaryota, Metazoa, Arthropoda, Insecta, Ephemeroptera, Baetidae. The coding region runs from base 189 to 1091 and encodes 300 amino acids. The transcript is spliced from 5 exons. Gene Ontology annotation, biological process: transmembrane transport.